Molecule: messenger RNA, 1794 nt
Organism: Phialemonium atrogriseum
Lineage: Eukaryota; Fungi; Ascomycota; Sordariomycetes; Cephalothecales; Cephalothecaceae
Product: fungal trichothecene efflux pump
Exons: 1
Coding region: 1-1794 (597 amino acids)
Biological process (GO): transmembrane transport
Cellular component (GO): plasma membrane
Molecular function (GO): transmembrane transporter activity
Source: RefSeq, a predicted model, not a curated record
AUGACUACUAAUGACAUCAAGCCAGCCGAGCCCCUCGAGAUCGAGGAUGCGCCGGUCAAGCCUCCCCCGGCGGUCGACAUCGACCGCAUGCUAGUCGACGACGACCGCGCCCCCGAGGCUCGCGGCGCCAUCGCCUACGCCAUCCCAAAGAGCUACUGGUACAGCUGGGAGUUCAUCGGCACGUUCGCCGCCAUCAUCAUGGCCAAGGAUGCCGGCAGCGGCGGCUUCAGCCUGGCCGCACCCGUCUUGGCCAGCAUCAACCAGGAGAUCGGCCCGGACCCGGACAUCACCUGGGUCUCGCUGUCGUGGACGCUGACGCAGGGCAUCUCGACCCUGGUCGUGGGGCGCAUGUCGGACGUCUUUGGCCGCCGCUGGAUCUUCAUCGUCGCCUCGCUACUCGGCACCGCGGGCGCCAUCUGGGCGUCGCAGGCCCAGUCCGUCAACCAGCUCAUCGGCGCCACCGUCAUGCUGGGGCUCGCGGGCGGCGUGCAGAUCAGCUACUUCUGGAUCAUCAGCGAGAUUGUGCCCAUGCGCUGGCGCUUCGCCGCCAACGCCACCAUCUACAUGUUCAGCUUCACCAGCUGGCUCGGCCCAAAGAUCUCGUACGACUUCUUUACCAAAACGGCGGUUGGCUGGCGCGGGGCCUACUACCUGCUCGUCGCCCUCAACGGCCUCUCCACCCUCCUCUUCUACUUCUGCUAUCACCCGCCCACCUUCAAGAUGCUGCACCGCCGCACCGCUCUGUUCCACCUCCUCAAGACGUUUGACUGGGCCGGCCUCGUCCUGUACACGGCGAGCUUCACGUGCUUCCUGAUCGGUCUGAACUGGGGCGGCGGGCGCUUCCCAUGGGCCAGCGCGGAGGUGCUGGGGACCAUGAUCAGCGGGCUCGGAGGCCUGGCAAUCUUCGUCGCGUACGAGAUCUGGCUACCUCGCCAGUUCAAAAGCAUCACCCCCUUUGUCGAGAUGCACUUCUUCACCAACAUCCCCCUCCUCGCCAUCACGGGCAUGACGUGCGUCGCCGGAUCCUCGUACUACGGCCUCGCAUCCGUGUGGCCCAACCUCGUCAACAACGUCUGGACGGGCCUCGGCCAGGGGCGGACGGGCGACAUGCUAAGCCUCUUCGUGCUUACCUACGUCUGGGCCCAGGUCGUCGGCGGCUUCAUUGCCCACUUCGCCGGCGCCAAGAAGCCCAUCGUCAUCUCCAUGUUCCUCGCGGCGCCGCUGCUCGGCUGCCUAGCCAUCGACCCGUUCAACAUGACGCUUACCAGCGUGCUGAUGGGCGUUGGCAGCUUCGCCCUGGGAAUCAUGGAGGGCGUCGCCCUGACCGCCACCACGUACCCGCUAAGGUCGCAGGACGAGAUUGGCAGCGCCGGCGGCGUCACGGGUACCAUCCGCCUGUUUGUGUCCACCGUCGCGACGGCCGUCUACAACACGGUCCUCCGAAACCGGCUGAACAGCACCAUCCCCGGCAACGUCGGGCCCGCCGCCGUCGCGGCCGGCCUGCCCGAGUCGUCCGUCGCCAAGUUGGUUGCGGUUCUCAGGGGCGGGUUGCCUCUGGACGACAACAGCGUUCCGGGACUCACCGCCGCGGUCGAGCAGGCGGCGAGGUUCGCGUACCGUGUUGCGUAUGCGAAGGCGUAUAGCACUCUUUUCCUGGUCUGUAUCGCGUUUACGGUUCCGGGGUGUCUGCUCUGUUGGUUCGUUGUCGAGCCGGACAAGAAGAAGGAGGCGUUUAUCGCUGGUCAUUUGCACAAGCGGACCGAUGAGAAGAGGUUGGAGCAGGACGACAACUAA